Trichoderma virens Gv29-8 is the source of this 456-nucleotide messenger RNA. It is a transcript of the gene MRSP1, whose product is annotated as expansin-like protein. The transcript is spliced from 3 exons. The record is from RefSeq and is a predicted model, not a curated record. Bases 1 to 456 code for a protein of 151 amino acids. Lineage: Eukaryota; Fungi; Ascomycota; Sordariomycetes; Hypocreales; Hypocreaceae.
AUGUUCGCCAAGACCGCCGUUGUUAUUCUGGCUGCUGCCGCCAGCCUCGUCAGCGCUCUCCCUGAGCCUACCCGUGUUCGAUCUGCUCCUGAGGCGAAGCGAACCGAGCACUGGGGUACCGGCACUGUUUACGACCAGAAUGGAGCCUACGGAUCUUGUGGCGAGAAGCAUGGUGACAAUGAGCUGAUUGUUGCCCUUACCCCCAGCUGGCAGGGCAGCGGCUGGCCUCCCAAGUACUGUGGCCGCAAGGUAUUCAUCCAGAACAUUGGCAGCAACGAUGGUGUUGGCGGCAAAGGCCGAACUGUCAUUGCCACUGUCAAGGACACCUGCCCUGGCUGCCCUUCAGCUGACAGCAUUGACUUGUCUCACGGAGCUUGGAACCAGCUCACCGGCAAUGCUCCUUUCGGAACCGUCAACAUUGAGUGGCACUUCUGCAACGAGAACGGCCAGUGCUAA